Sesamum indicum (sesame) is the source of this 1306-nucleotide messenger RNA. It is a transcript of the gene ECH2, whose product is annotated as enoyl-CoA hydratase 2. Gene Ontology annotation, biological process: fatty acid beta-oxidation. Gene Ontology annotation, cellular component: peroxisome. Gene Ontology annotation, molecular function: enoyl-CoA hydratase activity; 17-beta-hydroxysteroid dehydrogenase (NAD+) activity; (3S)-3-hydroxyacyl-CoA dehydrogenase (NAD+) activity. Lineage: Eukaryota; Viridiplantae; Streptophyta; Magnoliopsida; Lamiales; Pedaliaceae. The record is from RefSeq and is a predicted model, not a curated record.
UAUAAACUAUCAAAAAUUGAAAAACAAAAAAAGAAGAAAUGGAUAGGAGUUGACGUCCAACUGUUACAUCAACAUCUCCAGACAUUGAAAUUCGUUCCUCGCCCAUAACUCCCCUAUUGUUUAAAUUUCUAUUACUCCCUCUCUCCACUCCUCCUGCACACUGCAUACAUCCAUGGCUGCCAAAUCAGAGUUUGAUCCUCAACUCAUCAUCUCUCACAAAUUCCCCGAGUCGACGUAUAGCUAUACUGAAAGGGAUGCUGCACUAUAUGCGCUAGGUAUUGGAGCUUGUUCCAAAGAUGCCUUGGAUAAUAAGGAGCUGAAGUAUGUUUAUCAUCCAGAUGGACAACAAUCAGUCGAGGUCUUGCCUACAUUUGCUGCUUUAUUUUCUAUGGGACUUCAGUCCGAGAUAGCAAAGAUACCGGGUUUAGACUUUGAUCCACGCCUUCUAUUGCAUGGACAACAGUAUAUCGAGAUGUACAAACCCCUUCCUUCUCAUGGUUGUCUACUAAAUAAAGCAACUGUUGCUGGGUUGCAUGAUAAAGGUAAGGCAGCAGUUCUCGAGAUUGAAAUUUUAAGUUAUGAAAAGGAGUCAGGUGUACUGCUGUGCAUGAACCGAAUGGCUGUUUAUUUGAGGGGCGCUGGUGGCUUCUCGAAAUCAUCCCAGCCUUACUCCUUUACCAAGUAUUCUUCAAAUCAGACUUUGGCUUAUAAAAUUCCCCGAAGUCAACCAUUUGCUGUAUUUGAAGAUUGUACACAAUCAUCACAGGCACUGCUUUACAGGCUUUCUGGCGAUUACAAUCCAUUGCACUCAGAUCCUAUGGUUGCAGAAAUUGCUGGCUUUUCUCGUCCAAUAUUGCAUGGACUUUGCACACUUGGCUUUGCAGUCAGAGCUAUCAUCAAAAGUAUUUGUCGUGGAGAACAAAAGAUGAUCAAGAACAUAUCUGGGAGAUUUCUAUUGCAUGUCUAUCCGGGUGAAACCUUAAUAACAGAAAUGUGGAUUGAAGAUUUGAGGGUAGUGUAUCAGGUGAAGGUCAAAGAACGAAACAGGGCUGUGCUUUCCGGUGUUGUUACUCUUGAUCGCUUGAGCUCAUCUCUGUGAUAUUAAAUCCUGCAAAAUAGCCUUGCUUGUGGAUUAUGGGCUUCUACCUAAUACAUGAUGAGAUAAAAGUUAAACAUUCUAUCUGUAUACGAACUCUCACUUGUUCUUUUAACAAGUAGAGCUGAUACAUUGGUAAUGGCUCCUUUCAUGUAUUGUAAAAUUAUUGAUUUGUUUCGUUUAAUAUUAUUUUCAUUUCUCUUGUGUUAA